Molecule: messenger RNA, 957 nt
Organism: Fusarium venenatum
Lineage: Eukaryota; Fungi; Ascomycota; Sordariomycetes; Hypocreales; Nectriaceae
Source: RefSeq, a predicted model, not a curated record
AUGUACAUACUCGGGUCUGUAAUAAAGUCAUUCUCAAGUGGAGACACUCCCAAGAAACAUAAACAGUUCCUAUUACCCACAUCUACGUUACCCAUGCGCACCUUUGAUCCCAGUAAAGACAUGUCUAAUACGCUCCCAGGUCGAGAACUUGUUCAGCAUGCCACGGUUACUAUUGCCGGUGAUUUUCAUCACGAUGAAUCACUGGCUAUAGACAACAAACUUCGACAAAGACAGGUCGACAGUAACCCAAUACUGGGGACCCUCACCAUCACUACAGCACCGGAUGCCACCUGCGCCUUCAACAACCGAGGUGACCCUGCCAUGGUUUGUCCAUAUGGCCGCCGCUGUUCAUGGGAAUCCGGUGAACUUAAUGUUGCUUUUUGUGGAGCCCAGAGCCUACAUACAACCUGCUACGACUACACAGCUUUAAACGACCUGGGCGAGUGUGAUCGAGAAUGUUUAUCCAAUAGAUAUAAUGGCGGCUGUUUUGCACCUUCAUGUGUCUUGUACCAUCUUGGUAACAGUAUCAGUAUUUGGGGUUGUAUGUCUUUAUCUACAUCAUACCGGGUCUAUACUAUACGAGACGUUGAGGAGCGAGAUUUCAGCACUAUUACUGUUGUUGAUGGGACUCCUUUACGAAGCCCUACUGAUAUCGUUACAUUUACCGACGACGGAACAUCAACCGCUGACGACGCAUCUACAACCAAACCCACAGAUACUGACAUCUCAGACGACCUAGCCUCACCUUCUAUAAGCAGAACAAUUACACAACCAACGCAUGACCCCAAUCCAGGACCCAAGGUGGGCACAAUAGUAGGAGGAGUACUUGGAGGUCUUGCGAUUGUCGCGUUCGGUAUCCUAGGAGUCUGGUAUUUUUGGGGCCGUCAGACCAAGCGUCCCGACAAUUCUCCGCCUCAUAUUGAUAAUGGUCCAGCACCACAUGUUCAGCAGAUUUAG